UAGCCAGCUCCCUCACUGCCUGAGACUCAGUGCCAUGCUAUGGGGAGUCUGAGGCCCUGGGCCCGAUACCUGCUUCUGGUUGUGGCCCACCUGCUGGCCAUGGGCCUUGGGACCAUGGUGCUUCAGGCCCUCGAGGGCCCUCCAGCACUCCAGCUCCAGGCCCAGCUCCAGGCUGAGCUGUCUACCUUCCAGGCAGAACACAGGGCCUGCUUGCCACCUGAGGCACUGGAGGAACUGCUAGGUGCAGCCCUGAGAGCACAGGCCCAUGGAGUUUCCAGCCUGGGCAACGGCUCCGAGGCAAGCAACUGGGAUCUGCCUUCAGCUCUGCUGUUCACUGCCAGCAUCCUCACCACCACCGGUUAUGGCCACAUGGCCCCACUAUCCGCAGGUGGAAAGGCCUUCUGUGUGGUCUAUGCUGCCCUUGGGCUGCCAGCCUCCCUAGCACUGGCGGCUGCCCUGCGUCACUCCCUGCUGCCAGUGCUCAAUUGCCCUAGUGCCUGGGUAGCUGUUCGGUGGCAGUUGGCACCAGCCCAGGCUGCCCUGCUACAGGCAGCAGGACUGGGCCUCCUGGUGGCCUGUGUCUUUGUGCUGCUACCAGCACUGGUGCUAUGGGGUAUACAGGGUGACUGCAGCCUGUUGGAAGCCAUCUACUUCUGCUUCGGCUCACUCAGCACCAUUGGCCUAGGGGACUUGCUGCCUGGCCAUGGCCGUGGCCUGCAUCCAGCCAUUUACCACCUUGGACAGUUUGCACUUCUUGGUUACUUGCUCCUGGGGCUCCUAGCCAUGCUAUUAGCAGUAAAGACCUUCUCGGAGCUGCCACAGGUCCGUGCCAUGGUGAAAUUCUUUGGACCCAGUGGUUCUAGAACAGAUGAAGACCAAGAUGGUAUCCUAGGCCAAGAUGAGCUGGCUCUGAGUACCAUGCCUCCUGACUCCCCAGCAUUGGAGCAAACCAUUCCAGCAUCAGCAUCAGAACAGACUCCAGCUUGCUGAUCCAAAUCAGGUGACAGGUCUUCAGCUCAUUUACAUUGGAGGCCACUGAGC
Molecule: messenger RNA, 1041 nt
Organism: Phodopus roborovskii (desert hamster)
Lineage: Eukaryota; Metazoa; Chordata; Mammalia; Rodentia; Cricetidae
Gene: Kcnk7
Product: potassium two pore domain channel subfamily K member 7
Exons: 3
Coding region: 40-990 (316 amino acids)
Biological process (GO): stabilization of membrane potential; potassium ion transmembrane transport
Cellular component (GO): membrane
Molecular function (GO): potassium ion leak channel activity
Source: RefSeq, a predicted model, not a curated record